Messenger RNA from Hydra vulgaris (swiftwater hydra), 776 nucleotides. RefSeq names its product ribosomal RNA small subunit methyltransferase NEP1. Gene Ontology annotation, molecular function: rRNA binding; rRNA (pseudouridine) methyltransferase activity. Gene Ontology annotation, biological process: rRNA base methylation. The record is from RefSeq and is a predicted model, not a curated record. Lineage: Eukaryota; Metazoa; Cnidaria; Hydrozoa; Anthoathecata; Hydridae. Gene Ontology annotation, cellular component: small-subunit processome; nucleolus.
AGCUUUUUGUUUGUUUCCAAUUUAAUUAAAAAUAUGGCCCACGCGAGCAGUGACGACGAAGGUCCGACUCCUUCAAAAAUUCCAAAGGUUCUUAAGCAAAAUGAUUCAGGAAAACGACUUAUUGUUGUUUUAGAAAACGCCUCAUUAGAAACAGUAAAGAGUGGAAAGAACUUUGAGUUAAUGAAUUGCGAUGAUCAUAAAAAUAUAAUAAAAAAGCAUGGACGUGACCCUGCAAAUUCUCGGCCCGACAUCACCCAUCAGUGUUUACUAAUGCUAAUGGAUAGUCCUUUAAAUCGUGCUGGACUUUUGCAGGUUUAUAUACAUACAGAGAAAAAUGUUCUUAUAGAAAUUAACCCGCAGACAAGAAUCCCAAGAACUUUUAAUCGAUUUUCUGGAUUAAUGGUUCAGUUGUUACACAAAUUAAGUAUACAUGCUGCAAAUGGUCCUGUUAAAUUAAUGAAAGUAAUAAAAAAUCCAGUAGAUGAUCAUUUUCCUGCUGGUUGCAGAAAAAUAGUUGCCACUUUCCAAGCUAAAAAAUGUGUAAAUGUUCGAGAUAUUCCUAAAGAUGAAUCAGUCGUAAUUGUAAUUGGUGCAAUGGCUCAUGGAAAGGUAGAAGUAAAUUACGGUGAAGAGGAGAUAGCUAUCUCUGAAUAUCCGUUAUCAGCAGCUUUGACUUGUGCCAAAAUUUGCUCUGGUUUUGAAGAAGUUUGGGGCAUAACCUAGAAAAAUAUGUUUUGUAUGACUGGUUUUAUUAUAGAACAUCCUUAUGCAGAUAA